Selaginella moellendorffii is the source of this 1240-nucleotide messenger RNA. RefSeq names its product phosphoglycolate phosphatase 1B, chloroplastic. The record is from RefSeq and is a predicted model, not a curated record. Gene Ontology annotation, molecular function: phosphatase activity. Lineage: Eukaryota; Viridiplantae; Streptophyta; Lycopodiopsida; Selaginellales; Selaginellaceae. The transcript has 11 exons. The coding region runs from base 92 to 1180 and encodes 362 amino acids.
UAUAACUUGUGUGAUUGAUUAUAUAAACAAGGAGAGAGGAGGGGGAGGAGGAGAGGGAACCACGCAAACACUAGCCUCUACCUUGGAGGGAAUGGAUAAGAGGGUGCUAGAGCUCCAUGGGCUGUGGAGCUCCAGAGCUACCAGAUGGGCUCCCAGGCGCCGUGGAAUGCUUGGGACGAAAGGGCAGCAAUGCGGUGUAAGGUGGUUAGGGUCGUCAUCCUCGUCCGCCAUGAAUUGCACUGCACCAGCAGCAGCAGUAGCAGCAGCGCCAGCAGCAGCCAAGGCGGCACCUUACCUCGACGACGCAGCACAACUCAUCAAGAGCGUCGAGACUUUCAUUUUCGAUUGUGAUGGUGUGAUAUGGAAAGGGGAUAAGCUCAUCGAGGGCGUGCCCGAGACCCUGGAUAUGCUCAGAAGAAUGGGAAAGCGCCUUGUUUUCGUCACGAACAACUCUACAAAGUCGAGGAAACAAUACGGGAAGAAGUUUGAGACGCUGGGGCUCAACGUGAACGAGGAGGAGAUCUUUGCUUCGUCUUUUGCCGCGGCCGCAUACUUGCAGUCUAUAAACUUCCCUUCCAACAAGAAGGUCUACAUUCUCGGUGAAGUUGGAAUACAAAAGGAGAUGGAGCAGGCAGGAAUAAACUUCAUCGGUGGCCCUGAAGACGCUGAUAGGAAGAUCAAUCUAGAACCGGGGCAACUAAUGGAACAUGACAAAGACGUUGGUGCCGUUGUUGUGGGAUUCGAUCGAUACAUCAACUACUACAAAAUCCAGUAUGCCACCCUGUGCAUUCGAGAGAACCCGGGGUGCCUCUUCAUCGGUACAAACUGCGACGCUGUUACGCAUCUGACAGAUGCACAGGAGUGGGCUGGAGGUGGAGCCAUGGUUGGCUGCAUCAAAGCCUCCACCAAGAGGGAGCCGCUCGUCGUUGGAAAGCCUUCGACUUUCAUGAUGGAUUAUCUGUCCAACAAGUUUGGCAUCUCCAAAACGCAGAUUUGCAUGGUGGGAGAUCGAUUGGACACGGAUAUUUUGUUCGGCCAAAACGGUGGCUGCAAGACGCUUCUGGUCUUGUCGGGUGUGACGACCUUGAAAACUUUGGAGAGUCCGGACAACACGAUUCAGCCGGACUAUUACGCGAACGGGCUUUCCGACUUGCUCAAGCUUGCGAAGCCUGUGGUCUAAGACACAGAGAGCCAUGCAAAAGCAUGGAAAUAUAAUCCAUUCACAGCGAUUUUAGACAGA